Molecule: messenger RNA, 1655 nt
Organism: Neomonachus schauinslandi (Hawaiian monk seal)
Lineage: Eukaryota; Metazoa; Chordata; Mammalia; Carnivora; Phocidae
Gene: CACNB4
Product: calcium voltage-gated channel auxiliary subunit beta 4
Exons: 13
Coding region: 42-1502 (486 amino acids)
Biological process (GO): regulation of voltage-gated calcium channel activity; calcium ion transmembrane transport; chemical synaptic transmission
Cellular component (GO): voltage-gated calcium channel complex
Molecular function (GO): protein binding; high voltage-gated calcium channel activity
Source: RefSeq, a predicted model, not a curated record
AUUUUUGCCUUGACAGAGGUGCUCUGGAUUAUCAGACCUCCAUGUAUGACAAUUUGUACCUGCAUGGAAUUGAAGACUCCGAGGCUGGCUCAGCGGAUUCCUACACAAGCAGGCCGUCUGACUCCGAUGUCUCCUUGGAAGAGGAUCGGGAAGCAAUUCGGCAGGAGAGAGAACAACAAGCCGCUAUCCAGCUUGAGAGAGCAAAGUCCAAGCCUGUAGCAUUUGCUGUGAAGACGAACGUGAGCUACUGUGGUGCCUUGGAUGAGGAUGUGCCUGUUCCGAGCACGGCCAUUUCCUUUGAUGCCAAGGACUUUCUCCACAUUAAAGAGAAAUAUAACAAUGAUUGGUGGAUAGGAAGGCUGGUGAAAGAGGGCUGUGAGAUUGGCUUCAUCCCAAGUCCGCUUAGACUGGAGAACAUACGGAUUCAGCAAGAACAAAAAAGGGGACGUUUUCACGGAGGGAAAUCCAGUGGAAACUCUUCUUCAAGUCUUGGAGAAAUGGUAUCAGGGACAUUUCGAGCAACACCCACAUCAACAGCAAAACAGAAGCAAAAAGUGACGGAGCACAUUCCUCCUUACGAUGUUGUGCCAUCCAUGCGUCCCGUGGUGUUAGUGGGGCCGUCACUGAAGGGUUAUGAGGUAACAGACAUGAUGCAGAAAGCCCUCUUUGAUUUCCUGAAGCACAGGUUUGAUGGGAGGAUAUCAAUAACAAGAGUGACAGCUGACAUUUCUCUUGCUAAGAGGUCUGUCCUAAAUAACCCCAGCAAGAGAGCAAUAAUCGAACGUUCGAACACUCGGUCCAGCUUAGCGGAAGUACAAAGUGAAAUUGAAAGAAUCUUUGAGUUGGCAAGAUCUUUGCAACUGGUUGUUCUUGAUGCAGACACAAUCAAUCACCCAGCACAACUUAUAAAGACUUCUUUAGCACCAAUUAUUGUUCAUGUAAAAGUCUCAUCUCCAAAGGUUUUACAGCGGUUGAUUAAAUCUAGAGGAAAGUCCCAAAGCAAACACUUAAAUGUUCAACUGGUAGCAGCUGACAAACUUGCACAAUGUCCCCCAGAAAUGUUUGAUGUUAUACUGGAUGAAAAUCAGCUGGAAGAUGCAUGUGAACAUCUGGGAGAGUACCUUGAAGCCUACUGGCGUGCUGCCCACACAACCGGUAGCACCCCCAUGACCCCUCUGCUCGGGAGGAAUUUGGGUUCAACUGCACUCUCACCAUAUCCCACAGCAAUUUCCGGAUUACAGAGUCAGCGUAUGAGGCACAGCAACCACUCCACGGAGAACUCUCCAAUUGAAAGACGAAGUCUAAUGACCUCUGAUGAAAAUUAUCACAAUGAACGGGCUCGGAAGAGUAGGAACCGCUUGUCUUCCAGUUCCCAGCAUAGCCGAGAUCAUUACCCUCUUGUGGAAGAAGAUUACCCUGACUCAUACCAGGACACAUACAAACCCCAUAGGAACCGAGGAUCGCCUGGGGGAUAUAGCCAUGACUCCCGACAUAGGCUUUGAGUCUGGAGAAGCAAACAAAAAAUUCAUCUGUUGACAAUUUGCCAUAGCACUGCUAGGAUAAACCAAUCAUCUUAACUUGGCAAGUACAGCACAGUAUUUACUGUGCUUAUGGGCUGUUGUCAUUUGAUGCUAAAUAAGGGGCAAAAAAAAAAA